AUGCCUUCUCCUACUCCAUGGAACCCCCUAGGGUGCCUGUUGCGAAAGGGGCAGGCUUGUUGUGCUCCAGGGGGCUGCUUGCAAGUCUCUAAAGAAUGCUUUCUUAGAGGCUCUCAGCGAUGGAUCGCGUCGCUCCCCAAGGCUCCCCCUGUGGGGAGACGGGAAAUAAAGAAGCUGCUACUCGCAGGGAGCAGAAGCAAAACGCCGCUGCUGUUGCUUCCCCCCCAAGUCCCCUUACACGAGCUACGCGUCUUUUUUCGGCUACCAUACAGCUCCGUCCAGCUCCUCUGCCGAGUUUCUCGCUGCCCUGCAACGAAAGUCUUGAGGUGGCAAGACACUCGGGGCCUUGCAUUUGAAGCAUCCAAUAAAAAAAAGGUCAUGGUUGACUUCUACAGGGCGGCUCAUGCAGCAAGGAGAUUCGGCCUGAGGGCCGUCAGAGUCGAUCCUGAACCUGAGUGGCAACAAGAACACCAAGCACAGCAGGCAGCGGUGCCUGUUGUAGCCCUUCUUGGGCAUAUCAAUCAUGGAAAGACGACGCUGCUCGACAGGCUGUCUGCCACCAGGAUCGCUCCUUUUGAGGCGGGGGGCAUCACGCAGCAGCUUCUUGGCGUUACUGUCAGAUACUCGCCAAACAGCAGCAGCAGCAGCGGCAGAGACAGCGCUAAUAGCGGACGAAGUGGUAGCGGUGGCAUUAGCGCGGCUGCGGAGAAAGAAGACGGGCGCUUGAUUUCGUUUAUAGAUACUCCUGGCCAUGCGGCAAUGAGCAGCAUGAGGGCACGAGCAGCAGCCGCGGCAGACGUGGCUCUGGUGGUCAUAGAAGCGGACAGAGGGAAGCAACAGCAAACUGCUGAAGCCAUUCGGCAGGCAGAUGCAUGCAAGCUUCCCGUUGUCUUUGCGCUGAACAAAAUCGACACGCUGCUGCUGGCCAAACCGUGCACCGACAGCAGCGCCAGCGAUAUCAGGGAGGCUCUGCUGCGGCUGCAGGCAGCAGAGGGCCGUCUAGAAGCGGAGACUGACCCCGCUGCUUUGGCUCCUUCCGCUUUCUCAGCAGCGGUCGAAGCCGAGAGGUCACCAGAGGACUUCGCUCUGCAGCAGUUGCUACUAAUCCGCAUGCAGCUGCGGCGGGAAUGUCAGCGCAUGGUCGAGAAUGGCGAGAUAGAAAGAGACCUCAGUGAAGAAGCCAUGCGGGCCGUGCCCAUUUCUGCGCUCUACGGCCACGGAAUAGAGGAUCUCAUCCGCCGCGUGUUGAAAGUCGCGGAGCCUUUGAAGCUGCCUCUCAGAAUUCCCGCGUCGCUCUGCACCACUCCGGGUUCUGCUACCAGAUACCAGCUUGUGACACGGCGAUCUGAUGCUCUGGUGGAAGCGCACUUGCCGCCUUCGGGUGUAGGGACCAUCUUGGAUAUACAGCAGUCGAAGGAUAGGGGCCUGGUUUACACGGUGCUCCUGAAGGUUGGCGCCCUCCUACCAGGGAACUACUUCGUGGCUGGCAGCGUGUACGGUCGAAUCUCGUCUGUGUGGCGCUACAGUUGCACUUUCAAGGGAGCGCCGUACACACCCGAGGCACUAAAGGAGGACCAAGGGGUCCCUGGAGUUCCCUUUCCGGUGGGGAGUGUGUUGCAGGUGGCGACGCAAAGAGAGAAGGGGGGUGAAGCUGCCAUAGAUGAUCUCAUACUCUGCCUCCCCCAGACCCGCGCGUACCGGCUGGCUGUCCACAGAAAGCGACUCGAGGAGCUCCAGCGGCAGCAGAUCGAUGGGCCACUGCUGGAGCUGCCUUGGGAGGUGGACCAUCCAAAGGAAGCUGGUAGCAGGUGGCAGCAGCUGCAGCAGCGGCAGAUACGAAGGCCAGUGUCUGAGGGGAGGAGGGCUAUUGAGGAGUUUGGAUUCGUAGACGACGACCCCAGUAGCAGCAAGGAGCCUCUCUUUACAGACGCAACCAGGGAAGAGUUUACGAGGCCCCUUCGAAGCGUUCCUUUUAAGGAAAGGUGCGCUGAAAACUCAGAACAAGGGGCCCACGCCUCUGAGGCGGCACUCGGUAGGAGUUGUGGCCAUAGGAAAGAAGAGCUCUUGGAUGAAAUGGAACUCUUAGGGAGGAGCGCAAAGGCACAGCAGCAGCAGCUCAAAUCCCGCUGUACAGUGAACCUCGACCCCAUUAUCGUUACUCCAGAGGAAGAUGGCUAUGAUGAAGAGGAGGAAGAGCCAACCUCUUCGCAAGAGGACUUGCAAAACGAGUCGAUAAACGAGGGCGAAGUCGAGAGAGGAGGAAACUCUGCAGACGCAGUGCAGCGUCCUCUGGGUCGGUCAUCACGUCGGCGCCAGGCUCUCCGAUUGCAAUCUCAGGACAGUCUUAGCCCUGGGGAAGCCGCAGAUAAUCCCGGAGCAGGCGAAGGGCUGGCAGUCGAGUCGCACCCCUUACAUCCGAAUGAGUCAAGGGAUGAGUGGGCUGAACGCGUUGUCAAGGAGAACGAACAGCUCAUGGGGAGGUGGCGAGCCAAGUCGAGGCAGCGGAAAGAGGCGUAUGCUGAGCAGCAACGUCUGAUGCGAGCUGCAGCUGUAGAGGCAGAGCAGCAACGACGAGCUGCGUUGCAAGAGGCGCCUCUUACGCCGGAAGAGAUGCGGCGCCUCAUUGAAGGGACGGAAGGGGAUGAGAACGAGGAGGGAUCGUAUAAAGAAAAGAGUGAACAGAAGACUUUUCCGGCCCCCCCUAAGGACGCACCGGUGGUGCCAGUCAUUCUGCGAACUCGUUAUGUUGGCAGUUUUGAUAUGCUGCUGGACGAGCUAGAAAAGAUAGAGACAGAGAUGGGGAUGCGGAUCCCUGUCGUCCACGGAGGCAUAGGGCCCAUAGCGCCUCGGGAUAUCGUUCAUGCCGAGGUGGAGAGGACGUAUGGCUAUUGCCCGGUCUAUGCUUUCCAGGUGUCAGUACUCCCUGACGCAAUCAAGCAGGCGGUCAUUAGUAAAGUGAUUAUCAAGAAGUUUGAUGUUUUCACGGACCUCCUCCAGGAUGUCCGAGAAAGAUGUAACAAUAUACGAAAACUACAGUAUCACAACCUCUAUGUUCGCAGUCUCAAAAAGCACCCCACUAUGUCGGGACUCUGA
Molecule: messenger RNA, 3093 nt
Organism: Cyclospora cayetanensis
Lineage: Eukaryota; Apicomplexa; Conoidasida; Eucoccidiorida; Eimeriidae
Exons: 8
Coding region: 1-3093 (1030 amino acids)
Molecular function (GO): GTP binding; GTPase activity
Source: RefSeq, a predicted model, not a curated record